AUGACAGAUCAUCAACUCGAUUUCAACAUGGUGGCAUCAACUAAACUGUACGACUCAAAUUAUUGUAGGCUAUGUGGAGAAAAAAACGAAAAUGGAACUCAAAUUUUCGGAUCUAAAGAAAAUGCUUCAGAUUUAAGCCAACUUAUUAACAAAUAUCUACCAAUUAAGGUCGAAGACGAUAAGAAGUUUCCAACUUCGAUAUGCCCAGGGUGCCAUAUCCAACUGGAAACAACAAAAUUGUUCAUGGACUUAAUAGUAGAAGGUCAAGCUAAGCUAAGGUAUUUGCAUAAUUUGCAACAAAAGUCUUUAAAGCAACAGGAGGCUCAGGUUAAGCAGCUCCUCCAAGGAGUUCUUAUUUUGAAUGAUGAUGGGACAAUGCAACCAUUUGGAGAUGCAGAGGGAAAGCAACUCUUUAUACAAGUGCUUCCAGACAACAAACUCUAUCCAUCGACUCAUAACCUUGCAUUGAAAGCAUUGGGCUUAGAUAAACCAAAAAAAAAAGAGGCAGACCUCCCAAAAAAGAAACUCCACCAGUGGAAGAAAGAGAUGUCCAUGACAGCUCAGCUACCACAGAGGAAAAGGAAGAUGAAGAAAAUAUUGAAGAAGGUGGUCGUAGAAGAAGGAAGAUCAAGGCACCUCUGAGAUUUGUUGGAGUUGUAGAGGGUGAAGAGUUGGAAAAAUUAUUGGAAGAAGAAGGUGUUAUAGAGAAAGAUGAUUUGCCUGAGAUUGAUACAAGUGAAGUUAUUGGAAAACUGGUGAAUGAAGAUGGGGAACCAAUUGGGGAUGAUAUUGUUAUGAGUCAGAAACAGAAAACAAGACUUGCACUUGGUACAAUGAAAGAAAGGAAAAAAGAAAAAUAUCAAUGUGAUGUCUGUAGCAAUAGUUAUACAUCUUAUGGAAGAUACCAACAUCAUAUAAAAACACACAAAAUGCAGUACUACACUACCAAAGACAAAGAAUGUGAAUACAAAAGUGAGAAGCCUGAUGAAUUCGAUCAACAUCAGAAUGAAACUGAACAUUCUGACAUACAUUUUGUCGCCAAGGAUUUUAAAAAUAUUGAUCCUUCACAACCAUAUUUCCAAUUGCCUGAUAAGAAUGAUGAAAUUGAGUCAACUAAAAUCAGCGAGUCAAAGACACAUACUGUCAAUGAACAAAGUCAAACUACAGAGCAAUGUACUGAGAACUGGACACCCGGGAUAUUGAAAAAUACAACAAAUGUAUGUUCUACUUGUGGCAAAUCAUUCAGUUGUAAGCAAAAUUUACAGGUACAUGAAAGAUCUGUCCACAAGAUGAUAAGAUCAUUCGAAUGCAGCUACUGCGACAAAUCAUUCUCUUACGCGAACAGUUUGAAAGUGCACUUGAUGACCCACGCUUUUGAGACAAGAGAUAGUCCCACUCCAUAUAAGUGCACUUUGUGCGAGAAGGGGUUCUUAUACCAAAGCAGUUUGCUUUACCACAAGGAAACUGCACACAACAAUGGUAGAAAAUUUGCAUGCGUAAAGUGCGGCAAACGUUUCAAUCAUAAGCAAAGACUAGUGCGUCACCAAAUAGUCCAUAGCGACACGCGUCCAUUCGCAUGUAACGAGUGCAACUCGGCCUUCAAAACUCGAGCUAACUUGAAAAACCACCAGGCUGUCCACAGGGGAGAGAAGAGAUUCGUUUGUAAGAUUUGCGGACAAAAGUUCUCUUAUAAGUGAGUACUUUUCAAUAAAGAGUUGCAUGAAUUUUCCAGA
Messenger RNA from Acanthoscelides obtectus, 1733 nucleotides. Lineage: Eukaryota; Metazoa; Arthropoda; Insecta; Coleoptera; Chrysomelidae. The record is from the annotation of a GenBank genome assembly.